CAAUCGUAAAAGGAUUUUGCAUUCAAGCUGUCGUGACGAUACGCCGCGAACUUGUGACGUAAGACGCAAGAGCUCGGCCUGGUAUAUAAAGCGCGUAUUGUUCCGUCUUACGCAUAGACGACUUCUGUCUCGAGGAGAGUAGACACAGUUGGGAAGCCAAGGCUCGCUUGUUCAAGGUAAGAGAUGGCUCGUACAAAACAGACCGCUCGUAAGUCCACUGGUGGAAAGGCUCCCCGAAAACAACUGGCCACAAAGGCUGCCAGGAAAAGUGCGCCCUCUACAGGAGGUGUGAAGAAGCCCCAUCGCUACAGGCCUGGCACUGUUGCACUUCGUGAAAUCCGCCGUUACCAGAAGUCAACUGAGCUCCUGAUCCGUAAACUGCCCUUCCAGAGGUUGGUGAGAGAGAUUGCCCAGGACUUCAAGACUGACCUCCGUUUCCAGAGUGCUGCUAUUGGUGCAUUGCAGGAGGCCAGUGAAGCAUACCUUGUUGGCCUGUUUGAAGACACUAACCUCUGUGCCAUUCAUGCAAAAAGAGUGACAAUCAUGCCCAAGGACAUCCAGCUUGCUCGCAGGAUACGAGGAGAGCGGGCAUAGUGGCACUUGUGGAGUUUUUAUAGAGCUUGUGUAUAAUACUUUGGUUUUAACUUGUGUUUUUAUUUUGUAUGACUUGUCUCCUUUUUGUAAUUUACCAACCAUUCCAUCUGCCACUCAGGGUGAAUGCUGAUUUUAGUUGUCCAUUGGUGUUCCAGUCCCAGAUAAAGACUGACAUUGGGCAGUGGGUGCUUAUGCUUUUGCAUGACCGUGGCCCUGUUCCACUGUGCUCUGCAGCCAAUGCAAUAGCCUGUCAGUAAGGGACUCUCCAGCCUGUGUGAUCUGAUGCUAAGAUGUCUUCAUGAUAACGUGGGCAUGAAGACUUGUAUGUUGUGUAUGAGACUAGUAUAUAGGGUCAGUUCUGUAAGGUCUUUGUGCACACUGAGUAUUUUAAGGCAUUCUAUUAUGCAUUGAAAUCCCCAACCCACUUUAUUGGAAACGUGUGUUGCUGUUCACUUACCCCCUGAAGUAAAUAGGAUGUGUAGAUCCUCUUUGGUACAUUGUUAAUAUAGAUGUGUCAAAGUUAAAAAGCAUUUUAGUCAACCAGAAUUCUGUACCUAAAGUCCCCAGAGUGUAUUUAAAAACUCAGUGUGAACAACCCCCUAAGUGUUCCUGCCUAGAGUCGCAGUGAGACUGUUAACCUGUCAGUUUGUUUCCCUUUACCACUCAUUGUAACUCUGAAUUGGGUGGUCACUGCAGCUCGCCCAACUUGAGGUGACUUGGUGCUUUGUACAGUGCAGACUGAUAUGUUAAGGCAGCUACAGACACAAUGUGCAUUUAUGAGAGCUAUUUUAUAUAUUGUAGUGUCAGUAUUUUAAAUUUAAAUGUUUUAUCACUCAA
This is a messenger RNA of Hyla sarda, 1431 nucleotides long. RefSeq names its product histone H3.3A. The transcript is spliced from 4 exons. The record is from RefSeq and is a predicted model, not a curated record. Gene Ontology annotation, molecular function: DNA binding; structural constituent of chromatin; protein heterodimerization activity. Gene Ontology annotation, cellular component: nucleosome. NCBI's taxonomy places the organism in Eukaryota, Metazoa, Chordata, Amphibia, Anura, Hylidae. The coding region runs from base 184 to 594 and encodes 136 amino acids.